Paramecium sonneborni is the source of this 986-nucleotide messenger RNA. The record is from the annotation of a GenBank genome assembly. NCBI's taxonomy places the organism in Eukaryota, Ciliophora, Oligohymenophorea, Peniculida, Parameciidae.
AUGAGUGAAAUUUUUAAGGAAAAAGCUCUUACAGAAACUACAUAAGGGAGAAGAUACAAAGAUCUUAAAAGUAAUUGCAAUUAAAAAAUAUCUAGUUAACGUUAAUGAAAAAUAUUUGAUCUUUCUAAAAUGUAAAAAUAGCUUGAAUUAGAGAUAGCUACAAUAAAAGAUUGAAGGCAUCUUAUUUUAGCAAAAAUAAUAGAUAGCUUUAAUCUACCUCUUAAAAAUAUGUUAAAAAAAAACAUAAUAAAGUUAUGAUUUUAGAAAGGUGUNUCAAUUACAAUUAAAUUUAACACUGCAAAACUUCGAAAUUAAAAACGAAUUAAAUUAAUAUUUUAUGAUUCUAUUUUCAGCCAUUUCAAAAGGAUCCCUGAUUUUAUGUGAAUAUACUGAAUCAAAUGAAGAUUUCUCUUCAUUAAUUAUGAAAUAGCUCAAAUUCAUUAAAAAUAAAGAAGAGAAACAACAAUUCGAAAUUGUAUUUUCAAUUCUUUAUUUGAACCUAGAACUAAUAUAUUAUGUAUUUACUUCAAAGAAACCAAUAUAAUUUUAUGUGCAUGAUGCAAAUCACUGAAAAAAAUAAACUUUAAGAUUAGCAGACAUUUGCAUAUAGUUUUCUAAAAGACAUUUCUGAAAAAUUUUUAUAAGUGGCUUAAUGUAAGUUUUGAAAUUAACAGGAGCUUAAGAAGACAAGGGUCAAUUCACAAAAGUUAUUGCAGAAAUAAUGAGUUAAUAUAAUUCAAAAAUUGAAAACAAUGCUGACCAAUAGAAAGUAAAUAUUUAAGAGUAUAUAAAAAUAUAUUUUUUUUUAUAGAAUACAAAACCAAUAAUUAUUCAAUACAUAAGUUUCUCAGGAAAUUUAAAUCAAUGAAAUAAAAGACAAAUACGGUUAUAGUGUAAAUACUUGUAAAUCAAUCUUUUUUGUUAUUAACCUAUUUCUUGCUGGAAUCCUUGUUGAAUUGUUUACUAAAUUUGAUAAAUAUUUAUGA